This is a messenger RNA of Suillus subalutaceus, 618 nucleotides long. RefSeq lists its product as uncharacterized. The transcript has 9 exons. The record is from RefSeq and is a predicted model, not a curated record. NCBI's taxonomy places the organism in Eukaryota, Fungi, Basidiomycota, Agaricomycetes, Boletales, Suillaceae. Bases 1 to 618 code for a protein of 205 amino acids.
AUGGCAAACCAGAUUAAGAGCAUACCCAAUGCCCCCACCACCCGCCCGUUCAUCUGCCCCCCAACAAACAACCAGUCGUGCGACCAUGCUUUUGCACAAUUUGCAGUGGCAUCAGCACCACCCGAUGGCAUAUGGGUCAUUUAUUGGAUGCCAAUCAUGGAGGAAAUUUUUUCCAACGCUCACAAAGCAGCUGUGGAACGUGUGACAAAACGCUUGAUGUCCCCUGGUGUCUACAUCCCGCCCAUCACAAUCAACCCACUAGUGGAUGGAUUGCUGAGAGACUACUUACGAGUUCAUUUGGCUGAACAUCACAUUAGGGAACCGAUGAUCACAGAAGAGAUGGCAAGGUUCAUGGGCAUGCCCGUUGGAGAGUUUCUGGACGAUGAUGAUGACGACCACGAGCGUGUUGUGUCCAUUUCUCAAAAUUGCCUUCUCGUAGAUUUCACUGUACCUACUUGGAACUUCCUGUUAGGAGUAGUGUUUGCCUGCAAUGGUGAGACUGCCAUCUGUGGUUCUGGAUCCGGAGAGGUUAUAAUCUUGGAAAUGUUUACUGCUGAGCCCCUUCAAUCCUUGACUCAUGGAGAUUAUCUGGUCCAAAUCGUAGCUACAUGCCAUUGA